AUGUGCGGACCGUAUACAGGAGAAGCCGAGCACCACGGUAGCUAUCCACUAAACCACGUCGGCGUUUCCGUGCCUGACCUCGACAAGGCCGUCGAGUGGUAUAUCAAUGUCCUGGGCUUCCACGAGCUGCGCGCGCGCUCGUCAUCGGAUCGCGCUACCAACCCAGAAGGUGGCAUCUUCCAGAUUUAUCCCGAGUCGCUGCAAAAGGUCCGUAUGGCCUACCUCAGCGCGGGCAACGGUGUGGGAUUCGAACUGUUCGAGUUUUCUAGCCCGAAAAUGACAACCGAUGAGCAAGCCAACUUUGAAAAGAACUACGUCCGCGGCGGCUACUUCCACAUUGCUGUCACGACACCGGAGCUUGAGGCGACCCUGGAGAAGAUAGUUGCCUUUGGCGGUCGGCAGAUUGGCAAAAUUGUGCCUGUUUACGGCCACAAAGCCGCAUACGUCGCAGAUCCCUGGGGCAAUGUUGUCGAGCUCAUCACUGCUAGCUUCGAGCGCACCAUGGCAAAUCGGUAG
Sporothrix brasiliensis 5110 is the source of this 516-nucleotide messenger RNA. RefSeq lists its product as uncharacterized. NCBI's taxonomy places the organism in Eukaryota, Fungi, Ascomycota, Sordariomycetes, Ophiostomatales, Ophiostomataceae. The transcript is spliced from 2 exons. Gene Ontology annotation, biological process: L-methylmalonyl-CoA metabolic process. The coding region runs from base 1 to 516 and encodes 171 amino acids. The record is from RefSeq and is a predicted model, not a curated record. Gene Ontology annotation, molecular function: methylmalonyl-CoA epimerase activity.